Molecule: messenger RNA, 1721 nt
Organism: Condylostylus longicornis
Lineage: Eukaryota; Metazoa; Arthropoda; Insecta; Diptera; Dolichopodidae
Exons: 5
Coding region: 169-1578 (469 amino acids)
Source: RefSeq, a predicted model, not a curated record
GUUAAUAUAAUGGCGGUGCGGUAAUAUUGUUAUUAUAAAAAUAAUAUUAAAAUUAAAAUUAUUUUUAAGAGAAAAUUAAAAAUAUUAAUUAAUUUUCGUUAAUUGCAAAGAAAUAUUUUAUCAAAAAAAAAAAAAAUUUUUUUAAAUAAAAUAAAAUAUUAAAAAAAAAUGGGAAAAUGGAUUUAUUUAAUUAAAUCGGGAAUUGUUACGGGUUUAAUAUCUUUAUUAUUAUAUUUUACACUCAAACAUAUUAUUUACGAACAAAGAACCGCAAUUCUGAAAGAAGUACAAAAAUCUUUAACAUUUAUAAGACCUAUGCAAAGUGGUAAUGAGAGCUUUUAUAAAUGGAUUUAUAUAGGUGAUCCAGAUUUAAGACAUCAACAAUAUUCAGCGUAUUUUGAUCCGAGAGUAGAAACUUUAAAUAGUGCAGAUUUUGACGAGGAAAAUAAAUCAUAUGGAACAAUUAGAACUUUUGCAAUAUUACCUUUGGAUAUAGAUGAUGAUGAAAUUGUUUGCAUCUAUAAAUUUGAUGACAAUGAAACUAUGACUGUAACACCAGGUGAAGUUAAUGCUAUUACAGAACAUGAAGACUUAGAAUUUGCUGCCUUCACAAUUAUGUGCCCUCUUAUAAAUGUUAAUAAUAGUAAAAUUGUAGACUUGCCAUAUUCUAUAGCUUUAUCGUAUGAGAGUAAUAUGUUAACUGUAGAACAACCCGCUUUUAUCCCAAUUACAUAUCCAGUAGCAUCUAAUAUUUUAAGAUAUAAUUAUAAAUACUUAGCAGUAUGUGUGUUUCCACUACCAGUUCAUUAUCGAAAUGUUCUUCGUAUUGCUGAAUUUAUUGAGCUUUAUAAAUUAUUAGGAUCUGAAAAAUUCUAUUUUUAUAUAAUAAAAGCGACUGAUGAUGUACAUAAAUUGCUUGAUUAUUAUGUUGAAAAAGAUGUAGUUGAGAAAAUGGAUUGGAAUUUUUAUAGAGGCUUGAAUCAAAGUGAAGUUAAAUAUGCUAACAUUUUGGCAUAUUACAAUGAUUGUAUGUAUCGUGGAACAUUCAAAGAUGGUUUUAAACAUUUAGCUAUGGUUGGAAUAGAUGAAAUUAUAAUGCCUUUACAACAAAAUACCUUAACAGAAUAUGUCGAGACACUCGAAGACCGUUACAGAUCUACAAGUUUUAUUUUUGAUACAGUGUUUUUUCAUCAGAAUUAUGGCCUUGACAGAUUCAAUAUUCCACCAAAUUUUAACAAUAAAUUUUUAUAUUCACAAGUUAAAAUUGAGAGAAGCGAAACUCCAAUGCCUAUACGAAAUCGUUAUAUCGUAGUAGGCAGCACAGCUGUGGAAGCAGGUAACCAUCAAAUUUGGCGGGCUUUAUAUGGUUUUACAACCAGUGGAAAGGUUACAUCUGAGGAAGCAGUCAUUUUUAAUUAUCGGACACAAUGUCUAUUUUUAAUUUGUGAGGCAUCAUCAACUAUUGAUUUCACAGCUAGACGUUACGGUUCUUUACUAUGGUAUAGUGUAGAAAAUGUUUGUAAUUUAGUUUUUAGUGAUAGUGGUGGAGUUUGUCAAAUUAGGUCAAAAUUUACAUAAUAAUGUUUAUAUAAUUCCUUAUGUACAGAUUGCAAAAUAUUUUAAAGUACGUAUAAUAAUGCAUUGCAAUUAACGGUUAUAAAAGUAUUGAAAAAAAAUUGCUGUGAUUUUUAAAAUAAUAAAGCAACUGUGUUGAAAGCAAA